Messenger RNA from Electrophorus electricus (electric eel), 13847 nucleotides. The record is from RefSeq and is a predicted model, not a curated record. NCBI's taxonomy places the organism in Eukaryota, Metazoa, Chordata, Actinopteri, Gymnotiformes, Gymnotidae.
CCGAGGAAACAGAAUUUCUAACUUUACUGUAUUAUUUACCAGGUCACUAAAUUGGUGGAAAUUGCACUUUAGCCAAUAGCCAUAAUCCUAUUACAAAACCGCUGGUUGAUUUGACUUUUGCAUCCAGGAGAUGAAAGACUGCUUGCGUUGAUUAUGUGCGUAUUACACUGAAGUUGUGCCGCUGGUGACAUCUGCUAGAUGGUACAGGAACGUUGCCUACCCUACGUAGAAGGGGGAAAGGAUACACGAAUCGGUGGGGGUCGUAUGCGUCAUGUGCUGCAAGAGUCGACCAGAGAUUUGGGGACGGCGCUCUAGCAGCGCGAAAUUGAUCGGUUCAUCAUUAUAGCUCAACCUGCCAGCUGAUCGGAGCCAAUAUCGGCCCGUUUCGCUCCUGUUUCUUCCAGAGACCGAUAUUCCAAACGAGUUCACGCGCAACCCACCUCCCUCCUUAACUGACACCUCCUCCCCAUCUCUCUCGGAGGCGCUGGACGAAGAGUAACGAGGGUAAGGGAGCGCUUAUCGUCGGCGGAGAAAACGAGGCGAAGGACGCUGGUGUUCUCCCGAACAGAGAGUCUUCGGGGCGGGGAUAAUGUGCCCAUUCUGCACGACCCGAAGCCCGUUGAAGGGAAGCACAAGAGGCUAUGGGCAGCCGGAGCUGUCGCCGUCGUCCUUUCAUGAUUGAUGCUUCUACUUUUACUGUCUCUCUUCGUAGGAUUUUAUAACGCACGGACUGCUCCUCUAACACUCGAGUGCCACUGACGGCUUUCGCCUAAAGGAUGACACCUCACCUAUCUGUGAGAAAAACCAAUAAAACAAUCAAUUAUUGUGAUCUAUUUUUUUUCGGCAAGAUUUAUUUGUAUUCUAAAUGAGAGUGAAAACUGCCAACAAAAAUCAACGUGUAUUUUUUUCACUGGAAAAAACUGAUUACGGUUAUGUGUGCGGGUAAAGUGAGCGAGUGGUGGCGGUAGGCAGAGUAGGCUAUCGCUACACUGUACCAAAUAUUGCGGAUGUUUCGAAAUAAAUAAAUAAAUUGAUUUUUUUUCCUCCAAUUCUCUUGGUCAAAACAGGGCACCAGAGUUUUUAUAAAAAUGUCCAGGUGAAAAACAACGCAAAGGACUCUCCUAAUUUUUCUUUUUAAAAUUAAUUUGCUGUUUAUCUCAAAAUGGUUUGAAAUGUCUAUAUCAAUUAUAAACUGAUUUGCGAGGAAUAACCUAGUGGUACCCGACAUAGAGGAGGGAGAGAUAUUCUCGAAAACAUUAAGAUGGAGCCGCAGGAAACAUGAAGGUUCACUCAGUUAUCAGAAGGAAUAUGUUGUGAGACGAUCUGGGAUAUGAUUUUGGACAACAAUGAGGUGAAGACAGCCAGGUCUAUAUUUUGAAGUGAACGAAGAGACUGAGCUAUUUGCUGUAGUUGGGUUGACGGAUUUGACGGAUUGUCACCUGCAAAUAUACAGAAGUAUCAGCACGCUACUUUCUUCUUACACGGCAACCAGCGCCAUGAAGACAUGAAUGUGUACCCCAGUUAUAUAUGUAUGAAGUUCUGAAGCAGAUGGGAUGUAAUGUGGUGUGGUCGCGCUGAAUAUUCGCCCCCUUCUCUCCUGCAUCUUGAAGAUUGGCAUUUGGUGUCUUUAGAAUGGCGCGGUUCACAGAUGAGGUGCCGUCCAGGUAUGGCGGUGGACCCGGGCAUGCACAAGGGGGCCCCGGUCGCGGCGGUAGCAGGCAAGGCGGCCCGCCGGGUGCUCAAAGGAUGUACAAGCAGUCGAUGGCCCAACGAGCCAGAACUAUGGCCCUGUACAACCCUAUACCGGUUCGACAAAACUGCUUCACUGUCAACCGAUCUUUAUUCAUCUUCAGUGAGGACAACUUUGUAAGAAAAUACGCCAAAAAGAUCACCGAAUGGCCUCCAUUUGAGUACAUGAUCCUGGCCACCAUCAUCGCCAACUGCAUUGUCCUUGCACUGGAGCAGCAUCUACCUGACAAUGACAAGACCCCUAUGUCCGAGCGCCUGGAUGACACAGAACCCUAUUUCAUUGGCAUCUUCUGCUUUGAGUCUGGCAUUAAGAUCCUGGCUCUUGGCUUUGCCUUUCAUAAGGGCUCCUACCUCCGCAAUGGCUGGAAUGUCAUGGACUUCGUAGUGGUGCUUACAGGGAUCCUCUCCACGGUGGGCUCUGACUUUGACCUGAGGACACUGCGUGCUGUGCGAGUGCUGAGACCUCUCAAGCUGGUGUCAGGGAUUCCCAGCCUGCAGGUGGUACUCAAAUCUAUCAUGAAGGCUAUGAUCCCACUGCUGCAGAUCGGUCUGCUGCUCUUCUUUGCUAUCCUUAUGUUCGCCAUCAUUGGCCUGGAGUUCUACAUAGGCAAAUUCCAUACCACCUGCUUUGACAACAUAACCAAUGAAAUCCGGGAGGAGUUUCCAUGUGGCAUCGAGUCACCUUCCCGCCUUUGUCCGAAUGGGACCACCUGCAGGGAGUACUGGCUCGGCCCCAACUAUGGCAUCACCCAGUUUGACAACAUCCUGUUCGCCGUGCUGACGGUCUUCCAGUGCAUCACCAUGGAGGGCUGGACUGACCUGCUUUACUAUAGCAAUGAUGCGUCGGGCAGUGCGUGGAACUGGAUGUACUUCAUCCCCCUCAUCAUCAUCGGAUCCUUCUUCAUGCUUAACCUGGUCCUGGGUGUUCUGUCUGGGGAGUUCGCUAAAGAGAGAGAGCGGGUGGAGAACAGGAGUGAGUUCCUGAAAUUGAGGCGGCAGCAGCAGAUCGAGAGAGAGCUCAACGGUUACCUGGAAUGGAUAUGCAAAGCAGAAGAAGUGAUCCUUGCUGAUGAGGACAACGAGGCUGAUGAUCGGAUGCCCUUUGAUGGAUCGAGGAGAAGGCCCACCCUCAAGAAGAGCAAAAAUGACCUGCUCAACCCAGAGGAGGGCGACGGAGACCUCGCCUUGGGGUCUCCAUUUGCACGGGCCAGCCUGAAGAGCUCCAAGCUGGAGGGCUCCACCUUCCACCGCAGAGAGCGGCGCCUGCGCUUCUUCAUCCGCCACAUGGUGAAGACGCAGGCCUUCUACUGGACCGUGCUCUGCCUGGUGGGCCUCAACACACUGUGCGUGGCCGUCGUGCACUACAACCAGCCCGAGCUGCUCUCCGACUUCCUUUACUAUGCGGAAUUUAUCUUCCUGGGAAUCUUCAUGUUGGAGAUGUUCAUUAAAAUGUAUGGCCUGGGGACUAGGCCUUACUUCCACUCCUCCUUCAACUGCUUUGACUGCAUCGUCAUAUGUGGCAGUAUUUUCGAGGUUCUCUGGGCUAUGAUCCAGCCAGGGACCUCAUUUGGGAUCAGUGUAUUGCGAGCUCUCAGGUUAUUGAGGAUCUUCAAAGUGACCAAGUACUGGGCCUCACUAAGGAACCUGGUAGUGUCACUGAUGAACUCCAUGAAGUCCAUCAUCAGCUUGCUCUUUCUCCUCUUCCUCUUCAUCGUGGUCUUUGCUCUGCUUGGCAUGCAGCUGUUUGGAGGACAAUUUAAUUUUGAAACUGGCACACCCCCAACAAACUUUGAUACUUUUCCUGCAGCAAUAAUGACAGUGUUUCAGAUCCUGACAGGCGAGGACUGGAACAUGGUGAUGUAUGAUGGGAUUGAAUCAAUGGGGGGAGUCAACACGGGCAUGGUCUUCUCUGUCUUCUUCAUUGUUCUCACACUGUUUGGCAACUACACCUUGCUGAAUGUUUUCUUGGCUAUCGCUGUGGACAAUCUGGCCAAUGCACAGGAGCUGACCAAGGAUGAGCAGGAAGAAGAGGAGGCAGCCAAUCAGAAAAUGGCUCUUCAGAAGGCCAAGGAAGUGGCUGAAGUGAGUCCCCUCUCUGCGGCUAAUCUCUCCAUCGCAGCUAAGGAACAGCAGAAGAACCAUAAGACCUCCAAGUCAGUGUGGGAGCAGCGCACCAGUGAGCUCCGCAGGCAGACGCUGAUGACCAGCAGGGAGGCGCUCUACAAUGAGUUGGACCCCGAGGACCGCUGGAAGGUCUCCUAUUCCCGCCACAUCCGACCUGACAUGAAGACCCACCUUGACCGCCCGCUGGUGGUGGAUCCCCAGGAGAACCGCAACAACAACACCAACAAGACCCGGCCAGGCGAGACGCAGGCCCGGCAUUCCCAAGAGCUCCUGCACAAGCAGCCACCCUUCAAUCCUGCAGGAGGGAGAGGUGGAGGAGGCGGAGGUGGAGGGUCAGCCCAGGGAUGGCCACUGGAGAGAACAGAGUCCACAGACUCUCACCGAACCCGCAGGGAGGCCGAGAGCCAGAGCUGUGCCCGCACCCCACCUCAGGGGGGCAGCGAGGGGCCUGAGGCUUGCCCAACAGAGCCCCAGAGGAGGCGGGUGGAGCGAGAACACCGCGGGCAGUCUGGGCGCUCUCGCCCGCACCGCAAGGCCUCGGAGGAGGAGGGCUCCGAGGGCCGGACAGGAGCUGGAGGGAGGAGGCACCGGAGCAAGGGCACGGAGGGAGGGACAGAGGGAGAGCAUGCAGACGGGGCAGAGCGCAGGACCAGGCGCCAUCGCCAUGCCGACAAAGAGGGAAGGAGGGAAAGAGCAGAGCAAGGGGAGCGGGUGCGACAUCGCACCAGGAAGGAUGGUCACACUGGUGGCCCCACUCUUUCCACCACUCGUCCCAUUCAGAAGACUCUGUCCAGGCAAGACAGCCAGUACAGCGAAGACCUGGACAACGUCAUGAACAACAAGCUGGCUACCCAGCCCCUGGUGCCGGUGGCUGCCCGCCUGGCGGGUCCCCACUCCACACCCCACUCCAGCCUGCUCAGCCUGGCCAACAGCAUCCAUAGCACCUGCAUGGUCCCUGGAGGCACAGAGAGCAGCAUGAACCCCUCCAACCCUGCCAACCUGGACACCAAGCCAGACCACACCGCUAUAGACAUGCCACCCAUAUUCCCAUCCGCCAACGCCAUCCUGCAAGUCAAUAAAAAUGCCAACACAGAACCCCUGCCAAAGAAGGAAGAUACGAAAGGUGACGAAGACGAUGAUGACAAAGAUGACGGAGGGCCUAAGCCCAUGCCUCCUUACACCUCCAUGUUCAUCCUGUCCACCACCAACCCGUUUCGAAGGUUGUGUCACUAUGUUGUCACGCUGAGGUACUUUGAGAUGUGUAUUCUGCUGGUGAUUGCUAUGAGCAGCAUUGCUCUAGCUGCUGAAGACCCUGUGUGGCCCGACUCCCCCCGAAAUAAUGUUCUGCGGUACUUUGACUAUGUCUUCACGGGUGUGUUCACCUUUGAGAUGUUAAUAAAGAUGGUGGACCUGGGCCUGGUGCUUCAUCAAGGCUCGUAUUUCCGUGACCUGUGGAACAUUCUGGACUUUAUAGUGGUUAGUGGUGCCCUGGUGGCCUUCGCCUUCACAGGAAGCAGUAAGGGGAAAGACAUCAGUACCAUUAAGUCCCUGCGUGUGUUGAGAGUGCUCCGACCCCUGAAGACCAUCAAGCGCCUGCCCAAGCUCAAGGCUGUGUUUGACUGCGUAGUGAACUCUCUGAAGAACGUGUUGAACAUCCUCAUCGUCUACUUGCUCUUCAUGUUCAUCUUUGCUGUGGUGGCAGUGCAGCUUUUCAAGGGCAAAUUCUUCUACUGCACAGAUGAGUCCAAGGAGUUUGAGCGUGACUGCAGGGGCGAAUACCUAGUGUACGAGCGAGAUAACGAAGUGCGGGCGCAGAAGCGGGAGUGGAAGAAGUACGAUUUCCACUACGACAACGUGCUCUGGGCCUUGCUCACCCUCUUCACGGUUUCUACCGGAGAGGGAUGGCCGCAGGUACUGAAACAUUCAGUCGAUGCGACUUACGAGAACCAGGGCCCGAGCCCGGGCUACCGGAUGGAGAUGUCCAUCUUUUACGUGGUGUACUUCGUGGUCUUCCCCUUCUUCUUCGUCAACAUCUUCGUGGCUCUCAUCAUCAUCACCUUCCAGGAACAAGGAGACAAAAUGAUGGAGGACUACAGUCUGGAAAAGAAUGAGAGAGCUUGUAUAGAUUUUGCCAUCAACGCCAAACCACUUACUCGACACAUGCCUCAGAACAAGCAGACGUUCCAGUACCGCAUGUGGGAGUUUGUAGUCUCGCCGCCAUUUGAGUACACUAUCAUGGCCAUGAUCGCCCUCAACACCAUCGUUCUCAUGAUGAAGUAUUAUGGAGCUUCAGAGACCUAUGAGAAAAUGCUAGCCAACCUGAACAUUGUGUUCACAUCGUUGUUUUCCCUGGAGUGUGUGUUAAAGAUCAUCGCCUUUGGAGCACUGAACUACUUCAAAGAUGCCUGGAGUAUAUUUGACUGUGUGACUGUACUUGGCAGUAUCACUGAUAUUUUAGUCACAGAGCUAGGGAUGAAUAACUUUAUCAAUCUGAGUUUUCUGAGACUCUUCAGAGCUGCUCGUCUCAUUAAGCUGCUGAGGCAGGGUGAAACCAUUCGCAUCCUGCUCUGGACAUUUGUCCAGUCUUUUAAGGCUCUGCCAUACGUGUGCCUGCUCAUUGCUAUGCUGUUCUUCAUCUACGCCAUCAUCGGCAUGCAGCUGUUUGGGAACAUUGCGAUCGAGGAGGAUGGAGACAGCGCCAUCAACCAGCACAACAACUUCAGGACCUUCUUCCAAGCGCUCAUGCUGCUGUUCAGGAGUGCAACUGGAGAGGCAUGGCAUGAUAUCAUGCUCGCGUGUCUGGGCUUGAGGAGCUGCGAUCCCCUUUCGGGGAACCCAGAGCCAGAAUGUGGCAGCGAAUUUGCCUACCUCUACUUUGUCUCCUUCAUCUUCCUCUGCUCCUUCCUGAUGUUGAAUCUCUUCGUGGCUGUUAUCAUGGAUAAUUUUGAGUACCUAACACGAGACUCCUCCAUUCUGGGUCCUCAUCACCUGGAUGAGUAUGUGAGGAUAUGGGCAGAGUAUGACCCAGCAGCCUGUGGGCGCAUUCAUUAUAAGGAUAUGUACAGUUUAUUGCGAGUAAUCGACCCCCCUCUGGGCUUAGGAAAGAAAUGUCCUCAUAGGGUGGCCUGCAAGAGGCUGCUACGAAUGGAUCUCCCAGUGGCGGAUGACAACACGGUGCACUUUAACUCCACCCUCAUGGCCUUAAUCCGCACCGCUCUGGACAUCAAGAUCGCCAAGGGUGGGGAAGGGGGUGUUGAUAAACACCAGAUGGAUGCCGAGCUGAGGAAAGAGAUGAUGGCGAUUUGGCCCAAUCUCUCACAGAAGUCUCUGGACCUGCUGGUCACACCACACAAGGCAGCGACAGACCUGACAGUGGGCAAGAUCUAUGCUGCCAUGAUGAUCAUGGAGUACUACAGGCAAAGCAAGAUCAAGCGGAUGGAGGCUCUCAGAGAUGAGCAGAAUCGAACGCCAUUAAUGUUUCAGCGCCUGGAGCCACCCUCUCCAAACCAGGAUGGUGGGCACGGACUCAGUGGCCUUCCUGAUUCACAACAAGACCCUGCCAACUCACUCGCGGUGGAUGGAGGCAUCCCAGAAAGCCACUCGUGGGUGACAGCGAGAGCACAGGAGAUGUCCCAAAAAGCAGGCAGCUGGAGCCCAGAUGGCCUCCCCCCAGAGGAGAGCAGCAUGAGCCGGCCCAACUCCCAGACGGUAGAGAUGCGAGAGAUGGGGCGGGACGGGUUCUCAGACACCGAGCCCUUCCUGCCAAUGGAAGGCCACGGCAGGGCUGUUUCCAUGCCUCGACUCCCGGCAGACAACCAACAGCCAAGGAGGAGAGGAAGACAUCGGGGGAAUAACCUCGGUACCAUCUCGGACAACAGCCCGAUGAAGCGCUCGGCCUCCUCACUGGGCCACGGGCGUCUGGGCCGGGUGGUGCGGGCCGAGGACUAUGCCAUGGAGCGGGUGAUCCCGGAGGAAGGACAGAGGCAUGGGCACCGGCGGCGGGAACGCAGCCACCGUGCUUCUGAGAGGUCGCUCAGCCGCUAUACUGAUGCAGACACAGGUUUAGGUACGGACCUGAGCACCACCACGCAGUCAGGCGAGCUGCCUCCCAAGGAGAAGGAGCGGGACCGGGGCCGGGCCAGGGACCGCCGCCACCACCACCAUCACCGCCGCCACCACGGCUCAAUGGACAAGGAACACUACACGCCGGAGCGCGAGCGGGACCGGGGUGAGCACGUGCACCGUCCCACACGGGACAGGGACCACCGCUGGUCCCGUUCGCCCAGCGAGGGCCGUGAGUGCCUUGCGCACCGGCAGGGUAGUAGUUCGGUGAGUGGCAGCCCCGUCCCCUCGACAUCCGGGACCAGCACGCCUCGCCGAGGCCGACGCCAGCUACCCCAGACCCCCUCCACCCCCCGACCCCACGUCACCUAUUCACCCGUGGUCCGUAAGCCGGUUGGCACUCCCCCACCGGGGCCGCCCAGCCGUCUCCCUACCCCCACCCCUCGCCGCUUCUCUCCGCCCGGCCCCGAGCCCCCUGUACUGCCCCACCACCACCCGCCCCCUUCCCAUCAUGAUUCGCCCCGCUCCACCCGACACUCCCGCUGGGGCCCGGGCCCUGCUGAGGGCGCAGUGGGUGAUGGCUUCUACGAUGACCGGGACUACGGGUUUGAGCGUCAUGCGCCACCAGCCUAUGAGCAGAGCCCGACGCAGGGCAACCCUCACUCCCACAGCUCUCCGCACCCACGCUCCCCCAGGACUUCCCGUCAUGGAGCCCUCCAGCAGACCCAGCCACCCUCUCGUCGCAUGCCCAAUGGUUACCGCUCAUCCUCGCCCUCCCCACACCAUCAUGCCCCUCCCCACCCUGGACCCCACAAGCCCCCACACCCCAGGGGGCCCAGAAAAGGCUUGCAUGAACCCUACAGUGAGACUGAUGAGGAUGACUGGUGCUAGCCUCUAGGGAGAGGGGAGGGAAUGAGGGAGGGAACGAGGGAGAGAGCAUUUCAGCAGCCGCUGCAAAGGGACACUGCCGCUGAGGAGGUCACACCAGAAGAGAGGCAGUCCCGGCCCCGAGUCUGCAUGCUCCAGGGAAGCACGGAGAAAGGGUGCUAAGAAGCCACAGGGGAAUUCAAGGCAUGAUUCUCUCCUUUCUGUUAUUUAUGUUCUCUUUUCUAUUCCCCUGCUGCCUAGUGCUUCCCUACCGAUGGGCGGACUGCUUUAAGUGACCAGAAGGACAAGGGGUGUUUAGGAGGUGCGGGUAGGUCUGACACACAAUAUUGGAAUAAGAAAAAAAAGAACUGGUAUAAUAAUUGAAUACAGAGGAAGAAAGUGUGCACUCUUUUUCUGGACAUGUCAUGCAUUUAUUCAGCAGACAAAGUGACAGGUGACCACAGUCACAGUGACCAGAACUCAGAAGUGGAGAUACUCGCAUUCUGAAUGUUGAGAAACACUACUUGCUUUACACAACUUGACCGGAGCUCCGUCUAUUGCAAAAAUCCACCCACAUGUUGGGCAAUAUCGAUGAGUUUUAUCAUCUAUGUUUACUGUUAAUAAUUAUUUCGGUAAGGUGAGGCCACUGGCCACUUGUGUGAGUGUGCGUGUGUGUGUGUGUGUGUGUGUGUGUGUGUGUGUGUGUGUGUGUGUGUGUGUGUGUGUCAGUGUGUGUGUCAGUGUGUUUGUGUGUGUGAGGGAGGGUUUUGCCUAAAAGGUGGGGUCGGGCAGGGGCAUGCACACCCUGACUGCCUGUGGGAACCCCAACCCCUCAUUGCUACGGAAGCCCCAACUAAAGAGAGAGAAGAUUAAUAUGAACGCAAAGAGGGGAGGGAAAACAAACAAACAAAACGGUCUCCACUCUUUCUUCUACUAUGGCUUCUUAUUCUACUUCUUGUCAGAAACAUUGGAGCUUGAUUCUUCUGUUGCACUGCUCAGCUUUGUUUGAACUCCUAGAAUUAAAAAAUCCCUUGGAAAUCCUGCAUGAUUGAAACAAUAACAAAAGAAAAAAAUGAACAAAGAAACUUUGAAUAGAUUUGGGGAGGGGGGGGGAUUUCUUGGUCAUGUCAUUUCUGUCUGUGAAGUUCUCUCUCUCCCAUCCUGGCCUCCCUCUCUUUCACUCUUCUCUGAAAUCAUCCCUCAUUCUUUUAGGGAUGGUACAAAGGGGGCAAGAGCCCAAUGCUUGCCAUUUUAAACCUUUCAGCUUCAUUCUACAGUAUCUGGGAGAGCUUCCCACAACAAUUUUACAAUAGAUACUUUGCCAAAUGAUCAGUAUCACUACCAAGAACAUAAAAUGAUUGCUAGAUUGCUAACAACUCAGAAGCACAAUUAUGUUAAAGCUAAAGGAGGGACAGAGCAUUUUGUAAGCUUUUUAUUUACAUUAUACCACACUAUAUUAAUACUUCGCUCACUUGCACAAAAGGGCCAACAUACAAGCACACAGACCCUCGCAUCCAUGUACAACUCAUAAGCACACAUAGACUCUCACAGUCACACACAGCCAAAUCCAUGCAUAUAGCCACUAUAUGUGGACUCUUUCCCCUUACUCCAGUCUUCCAGGGUGUGAUAGAGUGAGAAGCGAGUGGAGGAGGAGAGAAGAGCGAGAACCCCAUCAUCUUUCUAUUAGAUUUGUUAAUAAUGAUGACGUUUAUACCUACAGAACAAUGACGAUAAUGAUGAUGAUGAAGAUGACAAUGAUGAAUUGAUUUCGUAUCUAGUUUUGGUUUCUAAUCAGCUGUGAUCUUUGUAUUGCCAUGUUUGUUUUCGGUGUGUUUCUGUUUGUGUGGUAUGUGGAGCUCUGUGGCAGUGAUGCAUUCGGGGCCAUGGUAGACUCACUCCUCGCCUCCAGCUUAUCUACUUCCCACAUAUGACAUGGGUAGUUAAUAUGGAGCAAUGUCCCCAAUUUAUUCCUCAGAAUGAGAUGUAUACUGUCCUGGGUAUUAAAAAAGCUAUUUUCCUAGAUGUAAAAUGAAAUUAUAAUGUAUGCUAAGUAAUUUAUGUAUAUCAAUUGUGAAUCAAUGCAAAUGUACAUAAUUAAUCAUUUUAAUUACCAUGAGCUCAAGUCUACAUUAAUAUGACAUUUUUUAUGAUUAAGAUCAUAAAAACGUUGCUGAUGGUUAUUGAUCCUUAUUAUAUUCUCAUGGCUAUUGUGCCCUUGAACAUCUUAUUUAAUAAUUGACUCAAGAAAGAACUACCUGUUUGAGAUGAGAGACACACAGAUUAGUACUCUUUGUGGACUGCCACUGCUGCACUAUUCAAGGCAGUGUGAGCACCAUUCAUGCCCUUUUCCUUAGAAAGGAAAGCAGUGACUUACCAUUCAGGCUCAUCCCAUAGAUGUUUCUUUUUAUAGUUAGAUCAUCUGUGAAUUUUCUAAUAGGAACAGUAGGGGCAAUUCAAUUUAGAGCAGUCUGAUGAAAGAAACAGAGCUCCACUACCUCAAGCUGAUCAAUAGAUGGCACUGUGCUCCACACAGUACUAGCCUGUGGUCCUGAUUCGCACUCUAUCAUUCUUUUUCUGUUCCAUGUUUAUGUCAAUGAUCUGUACACUGGGUUGUAAGACUUAAAUGUCUGUCACCAAUGGUGCACCAUUCUGUGUUCAGGACAUGUAACACAGCCAAUCAAACUGCACAGGAACAUGUAACACAGCCAAUCAAAUUGCAUGGGUAAAACAAUGACCGGGCCUUUUCUGCCAAAAUCUCUGUCUCUUGUGUCCCACUGAUCUUUGUGUCCCUAUGGCCCAAGUAUAAUCACCAUUUUAUUCUAACUUGCAACAAACAAAAUUCUGAUAUCAGACUUUAGUCCACACAGAUUCACUGCCAAAUGGUAUUGUCCCAAAGGACAUUGCAAUCAUUAUAUAUGUAGCAUUCAGUACUAACAUGCAUAAUCACUCAUGGUCACGUUUUACAGUGAAUAAUGCCUGUAUGUAAUGACAAGUGUAUGUGAGAAAACAUGCAUUUAUUUUUACACAGUACCUAUUUAUGUUAUAGAAUUUUCAAAUCAUGGGUGAGUAUCACGUGUAAUCUAUGGCUAACACUAGAUUUUUGAUAUUAAAAAGGGAUGAAGGCUCCCCUUGCUAGUUUAGUAUAGUUAAAUCCUCUUGACAUUUAAAGCUUGAAAGAUUUGGGUGUCUAGGAAUGUAUCACUGACUUAGUUGCUCAGUGCCUUAUUCACCAUGCAUUCAACAUCUAUCUACUGAUCUAUCUAUCAAUCUAUCUAUCUAUAUGUCUGUCUGUCUGCCUAUCUAUCUGUCGGGAGUAUACAAAAUAAUGAAAAAGUUGUGUUGAAGAGACCAAAUUGCAGUUACAUAGAAAUCUACCAAUAAUCUAUAUUUAUAUUAAUUCAAAUUACCAUAUUUCUGCUUUGAAUGAUGUUUUUAAAAUCAGAACUUUAUCGUAUGUCCUUCUGAAGCAGUAAGACGUGUAAACAAUUUUAAAAGGAUGUUCUCUGCUGGCAGACUGCCCUCAGAGUGCAUAAUUUUCAAAUCUCUAGUGUCUAAUUCUUUAAUUGUUGAUGGAAGUAGAUAGACCUUCAGGCUAGUUGAAACAUAUGUGGCUAGGAGAAACAUUAACAGAAUGGCUGCUCAAAACCUACCAAACAAGCCCUGGAAUGACAACAAAAUGCAAGUUAAACCUCUGAUCUAUCUCAUAUGUUUAAGUCUAUGAUAGGAUUGCAUUUCAAAAUGAUUUGAUUCAAAGCCAGUGAUUGACAGCAUAUAACCUGAAGUGUUUGGCAGAAAAUCAGGAUUUUAGUUUGUGUAAAAUGUAGCUGGCAUGAAUGAUUCACUUUUCAUUCUUUGUUUCUACAUUUGAAACAGAGCCUUCAGCCAACACAGAAUUUUUUUGCUUCCAUUAUUUUGUUUACCUACCCGAAGUCUAUCUGCCUAACAACUGUUUUCUUUGUUUGUGUGUGUGUGUGUGUGUGUGAGAGAGAGAGAGAGAGAGAGAGAGAGAGAGAGAGAGAGAGAGAGAGAGCGAGCAAGAGAUCGAUCCACCUGUCUAUAUUAACUCUGUCCAGUUUUGAAUGUUCUAAAACAUUUUGUAGAGAUUAUAUUACUGGCCAACCUUAAAUCAAAAGAUAAAGGCCUCUAUAUGCAAUACACUAGGCGCAAGAUAGCUAGGCAAGUGGGAGCCAAUAUUUGUAGCAAGAAAGUGUGUGUGUGUGUGUGUGAGAGAGAGAGAGAGAGAGAGAGAGAGAGAGAGAGAGAGAGAGAGAGAAAGAGAGAAAGAGAGAGAGACCAUGGGCAAGAGAGAGGCCAACAACUUCACUGUGUGAACGUAAUUAUUGUAUUUAUGUAUUUUGCAUGCAAGAGCCAAUUAUAUUUCUAUAUAUACCUGGCUUUUGCAUGCAACCCAUUCACCAUGCGUGUGUGUGUGUGUGUGUGUGUGUGUGUGCGGGUGUGCGCGUGUGCGUGUGCGUGUGUGUGUGUGUGUGUGUGUGUGUGUGUGGAAAGCACCAGUAUAGGCCAUUUUCCAUUUUCCUUCUCACACUCAUCAUAACACACUACUAACAACCUCAAACCCUGGUCAGACAAAUAUCUACACAAUGGUAACCAGCAAUGUAGGACCCACCAUGAGAAAAGAAAAUACAGAAACAUAAAAAGAAAAAAUGUUUUCUGAACAAAAAAAAUAUAUAGAAAGUAUUUACUUUCAGAACUGCAUGUGCUAUGUGCAUGCCAAAGCGUGGAACUUCAUCUUCAGGAGUUAAAAAAGACUAGUAUUAUCAAAAAACCUAAAUAUAGAUAAAUGUUUUUAACAGCAACAUGUUUCUUUUCCUUCUAUUUUUAAAAACAAAACAAAAAGAUACUGAAAAAUUACCCAAAAAAAUUUAAAGAGCCAAACAACUUUGGUGCAAAUUGCAGUUGGUUUGUUUCUAUUUUUUUUUUUUCUGCAAACUUGAAAGUGAGACACUUCUACACUAUGUUCAGGACAAGUCAGAAUAACUUCUGUCAAAAAAAGAAAGAAAUAAAAAAAGAUGUGGAAAACCUCA